AUGUUUGCUGCACUACUCAUAACUACACCCCCUCUAUCUGACCGCAAAAGAAUCACUUGCAUUAAAGUAAUCCCCGAGCAUUAUCCGAUGGGAGGACGGGACUGGACGGCGGUGAGAGGUGCUAAGACCCCCCGAAUUAAGCCGGAUUGCGGACUAAGUGCUCUCCCUAGCCCGAACGCCAAUCCUCUACAAGGUAUUAGUUGA
Nezara viridula (southern green stink bug) is the source of this 204-nucleotide messenger RNA. The record is from the annotation of a GenBank genome assembly. Lineage: Eukaryota; Metazoa; Arthropoda; Insecta; Hemiptera; Pentatomidae.